Molecule: messenger RNA, 870 nt
Organism: Colletotrichum orchidophilum
Lineage: Eukaryota; Fungi; Ascomycota; Sordariomycetes; Glomerellales; Glomerellaceae
Product: glyoxalase
Exons: 1
Coding region: 1-870 (289 amino acids)
Source: RefSeq, a predicted model, not a curated record
AUGUCGUCCUCUACAACCCAGAGCUCGAAUCCGCCUCUCCUCGAUCACAUCGUGAUCCUCCUCCCCCACCACGUUCUCACCUCCCUACCCUCCUGGCUCUCCACCGAAUUCACCAUCCUCACAGGCGGCCGCCACGCCGACGGCCGCACUGAAAACAAACUCGUCAUAUUCGCAGACGGCACCUACCUCGAGCUCAUCUCCUUCGUCGAGGGCAUCAGCCGGGAGGACCGCCUGAAGCACAAGUGGGGUCCGAAACCGGACGGCACCAUCAUCGACUGGGCGUACUCCCUCAAGGACGAGUCCGGCUUCGCCCACAUCCAGAAGCGGGUGCGUGACGCGCAGUCGCUGGCCGUGUACGACGAUCCCGUGCCCGGCGGGCGCAUCAGGCCGGAUGGCGAGGAGCUAAAGUGGGCCGUUGCCCUCCCGGACGGCGCCGCCGGUGCCGGGGUAAAAGUGGAGAGGGGUGAGUUGCCGUUUUGGUGCUUUGACCGGACGCCGCGCAAGCUCCGCGUGCCGGAUCACGUCGCAGAAAACGUCAAGCAUCCGAGCGGAUCGCUGGGCGUCCAUUCGGUAUCGGUUGACGUGACCAACGAGGAUUUCAAAAAGGCGUACGCCGGCAUCAACGACCGGGCGGCGAAGGAGAGCGACGGUGGUGUUGGGCGGUGGACGUUUGACGUCCCUGUUCGUCAGUUUGACGAUCCGAGAUAUAUCAACGUCGAAACCGUCUCUGGUGGGCAGCAGGGACCUAGGCAGGCUCUUCGACUGGCGCUGUACACCGCUGCGGGUACGACGAAGCGGUCUAUUGGUGGCGACCUUGGGGGAGGCGUCUCCGUUGAGAUUGAAUUGGUUCCCGUUUCGGGGUCCGCCUGA